UUUACUUACCCAGGUUGGAAGGAGUGAGGAGUGGAGUUCGAGGUGGUUGUUGCAGGAAACAGUACGGUAUUUGUUCGCCAUAAACCAACCCAUUGAAACAGUCGCUGCAUAGGCCAUGGAUGCCUUGGAUCCCUGUGCCAGCCUGAUGGAGCUGGAUGACAUUGAGGACCUGGUGGGCGGCCGGGAAGGGCCGGCACGUGUGCGGUCCGCACCUCUGGUGCGUGCCCGGCGCAAGAAGACGCCGGCCGCUGACCAACCGGCGCCCGAGCCGCCCCCCGUCUGCGACAGCGUGGUGCCCGGCACGCAGCGUGUGCACGUGCGCACCUGGGGCUGCACGCACAACAGCUCUGACAGCGAGUACAUGGCCGGCCAGCUGGCUGCCUAUGGCUAUAUCAUUGCUGAUGACCCUGAUUCCGCUGAUCUCUGGCUCUUGAAUAGCUGCACCGUGAAAUCGCCGGCAGAAAGCCACUUCCGAAACGAGGUGGAGCGAGGCCGCAGGGCUGGCAAGCACGUGGUGGUGGCCGGCUGCGUGCCUCAGGGUGCCCCCAAGGCCGACUACCUCAGGGGUCUCAGCGUGAUAGGCGUCCAGCAGAUCGACAGGGUGGUCGAGGUGGUAGAGGAGACGCUGAAAGGCCAUACCGUAAGGCUGUACGGUCAGAAGAAGGACGGUGCGAAGAAGCUGGGAGGCGCGCCGCUGCUGCUGCCCAAGAUCAGGAAGAACCCACUGGUCGAGAUCAUUCCCAUCAACACGGGAUGCCUGAACCAGUGCACCUACUGUAAAACAAAGCACGCUCGCGGAGAGCUGGGCAGCUAUCCGAUCGAGGAGAUCGUGGCGCGAGCAGAGCAGGCUUUCUCGGAGGGCGUCUGCGAGCUGUGGAUCACCUCGGAGGACACGGGCGCCUACGGCCUGGACAUCGGCGUCACGCUACCCCAGCUGCUCUGGCGGCUGGUCGAGGUCGUCCCCGACGGCUGCAUGCUCCGUGUCGGCAUGACCAAUCCCCCCUACAUUCUGGACCAUUUGGAGGAGAUUGCGCGCAUUCUCUCGCACCCCAACGUGUACGCGUUCCUGCACGUGCCCGUCCAGUCUGGCAGCGACGCCGUGCUCGAGGACAUGAAGCGCGAGUACUUCGUCCGCGACUUCCGCCGCGUGGUCAACUUCCUCAAGGAGAGGGUGCCCGGCAUGACCAUCUGCACGGACAUCAUCUGCGGCUUCCCCACGGAGAGCGAGCACGACUUCGAGCGCACUCUGGAGCUCUGCGCCGAGUACAAGUUCCCCAGCCUCUUCAUCAACCAGUUCUACCCCCGGCCUGGCACGCCGGCGGCGAACAUGCAGCGCGUUCCCACCCAGGAGGUGAAGCGGCGCACGCGGGCGCUCACCGACCUGUUCCACUCGUACCGGCCGUACGACCAGCUGGUGGGACAGCGACAGCGCGUGCUGGUCACGGAGAUCUCGCACGACAAACAGUUCUACGUCGGACACAACAAAGCGUACCAGCAGGUGCUGGUUCCAAUGGAGGCGGACUUCAUGGGCAAGCUGGUGACGGUGGAGAUCGUGUCGGCCUCCAAGUUCUCCAUGACUUCGCGCGUGGUGCGUGAGGCUGCGCCUGUCAGCCCCGUGGUGAUCAAGGGAAGCCUUGACUUGAAGGUGGCCGCACAGGUCAACGUUCCCGUCGUGGCCUGGUGUGCUGUCGUGCUGGCUUAUUUGGCGUGGAGGUUUUUAGGCCGUUGCGGCUGGUGAGCUUUGUUGUGUGUUUGAAACGGUGACGCUGAAUAUAUUUUGAAGAAGCUGC
Molecule: messenger RNA, 1790 nt
Organism: Pollicipes pollicipes
Lineage: Eukaryota; Metazoa; Arthropoda; Thecostraca; Pollicipedomorpha; Pollicipedidae
Product: threonylcarbamoyladenosine tRNA methylthiotransferase
Exons: 10
Coding region: 116-1738 (540 amino acids)
Biological process (GO): tRNA methylthiolation
Cellular component (GO): endoplasmic reticulum
Molecular function (GO): tRNA (N(6)-L-threonylcarbamoyladenosine(37)-C(2))-methylthiotransferase activity; 4 iron, 4 sulfur cluster binding
Source: RefSeq, a predicted model, not a curated record